AUGCCUGAAGAUUGGGCGCAUAUUGUUUUCGAUGCCCGGCUCUCGAGUGGUGAGAGGGCAAAAGUCAACAGUACCCUCCGCGAGAGCCUUCAGCAUACAAUGAACUGUCACGACCUUGUUUAUGGACCAAUCCGCUGUACUACCGAUUUUUUGACAUUCGCGCAUAUUUCAAACCUCCCGCUUGCUAUUCACGGGGAGGUCGAUCGAUUUUUCGCGCAGGCAAUCGAUACAGCAAAGGCUACAGGCGGCAAGCUCCUGGUUGUUAUGAAUGGGUGGGACGGUCUUACUACCGAUCCAGGCUCUUUUAUGGGCAUGUUCCGAGCCAGUGCCUCUAGCAUAACAAUUCGAGUUUUUGCUGAAGUGCCGCGCUCAUUUUGGCAAGUCGACGUCGAGCAGGCGAUCAAGGUCUUUAAUGGGACCAUUCGCAUCAAUCCUUACCUCGAGGGACUCAUGCCCCACGACCCCUUUGACGCGGAAACACAAGAGCGAUUUCGCCUUGCAGAAGCCCAGCUGGAGCACUCGACUGCUUGGUUCUGCCGCGAGCUGCUCUUGCAAGCCAUCAAGAUGGACUAUGCGAGCGUCAAACAGGCGCUACAGAAGAAGCACACAAAACACGGACCCGGAUAUGACUACGGUGGACUAUAG
Penicillium brasilianum is the source of this 645-nucleotide messenger RNA. The record is from the annotation of a GenBank genome assembly. NCBI's taxonomy places the organism in Eukaryota, Fungi, Ascomycota, Eurotiomycetes, Eurotiales, Aspergillaceae.